Messenger RNA from Raphanus sativus (radish), 613 nucleotides. Its product is annotated as protein DESIGUAL 4-like. The transcript has 3 exons. NCBI's taxonomy places the organism in Eukaryota, Viridiplantae, Streptophyta, Magnoliopsida, Brassicales, Brassicaceae. Bases 59 to 568 code for a protein of 169 amino acids. The record is from RefSeq and is a predicted model, not a curated record.
AACAAUAAUCCAAUCUUUUCAAAGUGAAGACUAAAGAUCAAACUUGAAUAUAACAAAAAUGGGAGAGGGGGGAAAGAGUGGACGCUGCUUUAGUGUUACAUCUAUUUUUUGUAUGUUUUUGAUGGUGGGGUUAGAUGUCGUCGCUGGUUUCGUGGCAAUGCAAGCCGAAAUCGCCCAAGAAGAGGUGAAUUUACUCGAGUGUACAUCUCCAAGCAAAAAAGCUUUCGUGAGAGGGUUAAUAGCAUUAGGAUGUUUGUUAGCAGCUCAUUUCAUCGCUGUUAUGAUAGGAUGCGUUAUCAUCUCCAAUAUAGUCACAAUAAUUUACGUACCUAAGAUCACGAAACACAUCCACACGGCCUGUAUUUAUCUCACUUGGAUCAUAGCAACUGCAGGAGCGGGGAUGCUUACGAUGGGCAUCUGGAUGAAUAGAGAGUCAAGAUCAAAAUGUGGAUUCACAAACAAACCUAUCCUGUUUUUAGGAGGCGAAGUGUGUUUUCUUCAUGCCAUUGUCUCUGUCAUUAUGUAUGUAGCAAAUGUCAUCUCUAGAUCUUCUUUAGUUACUUUUUAAAAAGAUAUUUUUUUUUAAAAAAAGAUAUUUUAUUUUAUUUUUUUC